AAUAUGGCUUUAAUAUGGUACUUCUCAAAAGAAGUACUAGAGCUUAAAAGAAAAAAUACUGAAGAUAAUAAAAAUAUAAAAAAAUAUAAAGUUCAAAGAAUAAAUAGUCUUGAAGAUGAAUUAUCAACUACUCCAUCUUUGUUUGAAAGACUUCAGUCAAACAUAAAAUCAUCCAAAUUGCCAGUUUCGAAAGUAAGUGCUGGUCCGGUUGUUACAAACGUUGAAGUGAUUGGUAAUUCUAUGAUUUUGGAUGAGUCUCAAUCAUUACGCAAUACUCAAAGCAAAGUGAGCUCUUCUUCGAACAAUCGGGAAUUUCAGUUGAUUGACUAUUCUAAAGUAAACUAUGACGUGUCAACUAUAGAACCACUUGAUUUUUCAAAAGCCAAUGAAACUGUAUUUUCAACUACAACUGCUGAUAAUAAUUCAACAAUUGAGAAAUCUGGUACACCAGCUACUCCUGAAAAAAUAACUGAUGAACAAUCUCUUCUUGAAGAAACAACUGGUUUACAAUCUACACAAGAAGAUAUAACUGGCGCAGCAUCUACUUUUUCUGGAGAAACAAUUAUGAAUGAUGGAAUCGAAGUGAAGAGAAUUGAAGAUAUUGAGGCGCAUGAUAUUAGUAUUGGAGCACUGCAUACAUUUAUGCCUAAUGAUUGUAAAUUAUUUUUUAUAAUAAUAAUUAACUCAAAUUGAAUGUAUUUUUUUGCACGGGUUUUCUUUGAUUUUUUUAGUUACUGAAGAUGAUGUUCGGAGUUUUCUUAAAGUUUACGCUGGUCUUGAAGAUGCACAUAAGUACCAAAGUAAAAAUAAUGCCAAGUUAUGUGUAACUACUCAGAUACCAAAUGAUUUUUCUGCGCCCGGAGAUAACAAG
Molecule: messenger RNA, 871 nt
Organism: Cotesia glomerata
Lineage: Eukaryota; Metazoa; Arthropoda; Insecta; Hymenoptera; Braconidae
Exons: 2
Coding region: 4-693 (229 amino acids)
Source: RefSeq, a predicted model, not a curated record